CAGCAGCCCGUACGCCGGUAUGAAUUCCCGGUAGAAAGGACAACAGGGCCUCUCAGACAGGAAUGUUGCCAGCACACAUCAGUAGAUGCACCUCCUGUAAGUAGUUUAAAACUGCUGACUUCCUUGUUGGCUCAGCAUUCUGCACACACACCUGUUAUCAUUGCAGACUCACCUGUAGUCUCUGCAUUCAUGAGAAGACAGAGUGAAGAGGAAACAAGAGAGGGAAGUUGGAAGUCAAGUAGGAUGGAUAGGAGAUUCUGACUAAAAGACUGAAGAGAAGAGAAUCAACCAACAAGAAAAGAUCUACAAACCUCAUCAGCUCUCAUGUCUUCUUGUAAGCCAGACGAGCAGUUAGCCUACGAGCUGAGCUGCCCCAUCUGCCUCCAGCUCUACUCUGAACCAGUGGUUCUUCCCUGUGGCCACAACUACUGUCGAGCAUGUAUUUGCAAGACUGCAGACACGGCUAGCAAGACAGACAAUACACUGCCGAGAUGUCCAGAAUGUCGUGAGGAAUUUCAAGGUGAUACCCUUCAGAAGAACUUCAAACUCAGCAGCAUCAUUGAGGGAUACAUGGCCUCAGCUCCAAACAUAUAUAAGCAGCCUGAGACUGAGCUGGUGAGGACAGGGAUUUCCUGUGACCAUUGCAUCGAUGAGCUGUCACCAGCUGUGAAGACCUGUCUGAAGUGUGAGGUGUCGCUGUGCACCAGGCACCUCCAGAGACACCAGGAGAAGGAGUCAUUCAGGGGCCACACUGUGGUGGGGCUUGUGGAUGGGCAGGGAAUGAAGGGCUGUUCACUCCAUCGGCGACCAUUUGAGUACUUUUGUUCCACUGAUAUGGCCUUGCUGUGUGCCACAUGUUUCAUAGAGGGCUUUCAUCAGAGCCAUGAUGUUCUAACCUUCAGUGUAGCCGAAGAGGAGAUGAGACGAGCGCUGGAGAGCCGUUGCAAGGUAUCAGACUUUUAUCACAAAGAUAGUCUUCAUACUGCAUGAGGAGAAAAGCUAUGAAUCUAGGAAUAAGCAAGUGUGCAUGUAGUUGCGUUAAAAUGUCAACAAUAAGUAAAAAUGUAUUGUGAGCCAGCAAAUAUUUUGGCCUUUAAUUGUAUGCUGAAGGUGGGAAAAGCUAUUGGGUCUCUUUUCAGGGUCCAAAACAUGUGGACAAAACUCAAACACUGGUUAAUAUCAGGAUGACAGCUUUGUAGCUGGCAACAGUGGAAGAGGCUUCCAGAAUGCUGAGGGUCUUGAAGAGACAGCAGCUGAGAAUGGCAUGUUAACUGUCUGAUUGGUUUCAGUCUGAGGACUGCACCAGCCCAGCUGCCCUAACACAAGCUGUGGCUGCAUCAGCACAAUAUACAAGUGACAGGAGAUUGUAUCCCUGGGUUUGAAUCCAACUUUUCUUUUCUUUUCUUUUUAAAACUAUUACAUUCAAGUACUUUUCAAUGACACUUGAAAGUCCAGAAUUUAGAGACAGGUGAGGAUAAUUACCAGCAAACAGAGCACUUUUGAGGGUGCAGUUUGUUCAACUAUGAUAAUAAGGCGUCAUGUUGCGCCCCCGGGAAACAUGAAAAGUAACGUGACAUCAUGCUUGAGAACAGGUGAAUAACAAUACUGAAGUCUUUGACAGACAAUAUGUCAUGAAGAAUCAUUAUAACUGGCUCAAAAAGUUCUAGCUCCAUGUGACAGAUGAAAAUACUAAAAUUACACGUGCACUUAGAGCCUUCUCCACCUUUAGAACAAAAGAACAUCCAGUCAGUCCAGAUUUUCUGCUGACUUGUAAAGACACUCAUGUCACACUAAUUAAAUGUGUCUUUGCAGGUGAUUUCCAGCCGGCUGCAGUUGACAGAAAGUCUCCUACUAAAGACAGCAGAGGAGCAAGGAGCCUCUGAGGCUGUUGGGGACAAACUGGUCUACAGUGCUGUCAAUUUGAUGGACAGUAUUGCUGCUCUGGUGGACAGGUAAUACUGUGCUUCCAUCUGUAUUGAUAGUGCCUUGAAAAGCAAGAUUCACUACUCAAUUAAAGGAUGCAAAGUCCAAAAACAUUCUUACAUAUCAGAGUCGUGCUAUGAGCUGUGUCAGACAUGGGAGCGCACAGUCUGGUUAUCUGAUAUAAGAGCUCUGUCUGAACUGUUUUCUUUGCCGUUACGUCAUAACUUCUGGGCUGAGCUUUAUCGUACAAAGUGAAGACGCACUGUUUAAGGGUUGCCUUGAUUUUAAUCUCAUGAUGACUUUUGUUUGUUUGGUUCAAAUACAAUCUGAUCAAAGUUUACCUUCACUGUCCUGGUGAAGAAGAUGAGCAGAUUUGUUCCCCUUUUAACCCAUUUAAUUGUUUUGUAACAGUGUCUUUUUAAGCUUAACUUUUAUUUGCUGCUGAUGUUUCUAUUGCUUUUGUGUAGAAAACAAUGUUUCUGUUGCUUAAAGAGCAUAGUGAAGGGAAAUACCUUUACUGACUUAAAUUUUAGUCAUGUACAAUAAUACCACAGUAGGCUAUACAGUCAUGAGACUUAACUGCAAUAAAGCUUGGGAACAAACUUACAUAAUAAUCUGUCCUGUAAUACGAGAAUACAGAUGAUUUAUAAUUAUGUAAAGCAGUACUUAAUGAUACUUUGAAGAGUGUGGAUUUAAUUAUCUCUAAUUACAUAAGAAAAGAAUAGGAUUUCCUUACAGUAAGUCAAUUUACCAUAAACCACUAUGUAAUUCCAAAGAAAAUGCUUUUUGUAAAGAUGGUUCAACCUGAUCAGGUUUUUCUGAGUGGGAAAGUCCUCCCUAGUUUUUCAAGUUAAAUGAUGAUACAUGAUGUUAAGUCACUUACAGUAAUUAAAGUUUCUCUGCCGGACUUGAAACGCUUGACCAGGGAGUGACUUUUGUAGACAAAGAUGCCUAAACCCAUUGUUCCCAUUAUUUCAUGUAACAAAUCCAGUUUAUCGACAUUUUUAACACCAGUAUGUUUUGUGUCAAAGUUGCAAUUCAGACGUCACAGACUGUAAGAACACCCUUUAACUCAUUUCUCAGAUCAUAAAAUGCUGCGCAAUAACAGCUCUUAUUAUUCAGAAUUGUUAAGACUGUUUCCAGUACAUGCAAACUAAACUAAGACCUACUUUUCUUCCAUCACUGCAGCAAUGUGAGGUUGUAAUCUGAGCACAGUGGUACUUUACAUGAACAGCAUGCUGGGGAUACUGUGGACAUACUUGCCUAAAACAUGUUUGCCUUCAUAUUUGACAAUUUUUACACGUUAACAUUGACUUAUUAGCACUACACAAAGAGUAAAGUUGUGGUUACAGGAAUUGUUCUAGUUUUCUAGAUAUCUGACAUCAAAAUCUGAUCAGGGGCAUGACAUGACUGUUUUUGCUGAGGUGGCCUGACUGGAGAAGUGACUUAUGUAAGGGUGACCAAACACACACAUGCUCAGUUAGCAUGUAUUUAUCAUUUUUACUUUGUUUAUAACCUCCUAAACAACGAACAAAGCCUCUUGGGUGAAACUAACCAGAUUAGAAAUACCUCCAGUGUUAUGUCUUUAUCAACAGAGUGGCAACACUUUAAACUUGCACAGUCACAUCAGACAUAAGUCAUAAGUACUUUCCCCCUAGAAUAGUUUGUUUGAUCUGUUUUCACGUUUACUGAAGUUGAUGACAGCAUGUGCGUCAUGCUUCAUUAUAUUCAGAUUAUUCCCCCAGAGUCAAACCAAUAUUAUCAUGAACACUGAGCAAGGACAAUGCAGGAGGAAUUUUGAACAGUUUAUAUCAUCACAUCUCUCCAGCAUGUUGUCAGUCAGUCUGGAAAUCAUUAAACAUGUCACAGGUGUAAACUGAUCUGUUUUCUUUAUAUCACUAUAACUUUGACUUAAAGUUAGAGUUUUCUUACCUAAUAACUUUGUAAGUGCAUAAAAAACUAGCUCUUCUAACCAAAGCUAUGUUGUGCUCAGGUACAGGGAGCGCCUGCAUGUGCUGUUGGAGGAGGAGAGAGGACAGCGCAGGAACAGCUGGCAGCAAGGACUGGGUGCUCUUGAGAUCCAAAGGCAGCUGCUCAUGGAGACCCAGCUAAGUGCCACAAAACUUCUCAAUGAGACAGACACCUGCGUAUUUAUACACAGGUACAACACCACACUACUUUUACAACUAAUAAGUAUAAAUGUGUUCAAUCAUUAUUUUCAACUUUUAUGUCUACUAUCCCUUUAAAACUGGACUUACAAAAUAAAUGUAAUCAUACCUUCUUGUUGUCAGAAUAACAAAACUAGAUAAAAAAGUUGAGGAUUGAUUUUCUUCUUCAUAUAUAGGCCCUAAUUGGACUCAAACUGGUCUUUGACCCUAAAGUCAAAUAGCAUAAAUAUGUAAUAGAAAGCUGGGUAGAGAACAAAAACAUAACAGAAGAAGAAGGGAGGUGAUAAAAAAACACGAGCUGUCAUUUCAUAUGUACAAAAAACUGCAGAGUUGUCUAUGUUUUAAUUGUUGUAGCCUUCAUACAACCAGUCAGCUUCUUGCUAAUUCAUCUGUUGCAUUAAACCAGAUAGCCUUAUAGUAACAGACUGUAAGGGGGCAUAUCUACAUCAAUAAGUGUGGCAGAGGUGGACAUAGUCAUUAAUUUAUAUCCUGUCCGCUGCUUGUAGGCUGACACAGGGACUCGAUCAGGUUCAAUCACCUUACCAAGGAUUUAGCACCAGCCUCUGUAAAAUCACCCAUCUGAUCAAUCAACAUAUGAAGAUUAUAAUUCAAAAUAUUUUGCCAUUGCCAUCUCAGUGUUUCAAAGCACACUCAAACAGAGGGGGAGUCAUUGCUACAUUGCUAACCUGGUCAACUGGUUGCCAUGGCAACAACUUUAUCCAAAGAUCACUCUGCCUCAUUGCCUCUUUAAAAGUAAAUGGUACAACUGUAUACACCACUUUAAGAGGAUGUAUUAAUGAUCAAGAUCCUAGUGUGAUUUCAACAGGGUUGGGAGGCAAGGUUGUUUUCAUAUCCUCUUGUAAUAAAGGGACUUUUUUGUUACAAGAACAUUGCCCCUGCCAGCUGUUGUAUCGCCCCCUGCUGACUGUUGGAAAGAAUGCAGGUCUUUGUCUCUGCAGCUUCAGACCUGUACACUUUUUAAAUACCAAACCGUUUGAGCAAAUAGGCCCACACACUGAGUUUUUUCCAGGUCUCUCACUACAGAUAUGUGUGCACAUUCAUGCAGCCUCCUUAAGUAGAGACAUAUGAUGUUACAUCAUGUAGCAGAGCACAUGGUAGCUUUGUAAGUCAUAUGAUUUCAUCUGUGUGAAUUCUUCCUCUCUCCCAGGUUCAUGCUGAAUGAUCACAAGCUGAGAGAAGCGGUCACCACUCCCUUUCCUUCAAAGAUCCCCUCAAAGGCCCCUCUCAACACCAAGCGUCUCCAGGCAGGCCUUAAAACUCAAGACUUCCGCUCCGACAUGAUUUGUCUACUGGAAUCCCUCCAUACCCUCCUAAACCCCCUGGACCUCACCUUCAACAUCUUCACUGCCCACCCAAGUCUGAUCAUCUCCAAUGAUCUGCGCACAGUCAAGUACAGCCCCACCAAGCAGCUGUACGCAGAGCACCCAGAGCGGUUCACAACUGCACCCCAGGUCCUGUGCAGCCAGGGGUUCUCUGGGGGAGAGCAUUUGUGGGAGGUAGAAGUCAGCCCAAAGACCCAGUGGUCCCUGGGUGUGUGCUAUAAAAGCAUCCCUCGACGUGGUGACCACAGUCGCCUGGGACACAACUCUGUGUCCUGGCGACUGCAGUGGAAAAACGGAAAGCUGACGGUGUGCCAGUCCUCCUGUAACGUGGCUCUGGGAGAUGUGACCAAACAGCCACUGAAGAUAGAAGUGGCACUGGACUAUGAGGGAGGGACUCUAAUAUUUCACAGUACCAAAGGGCGCAGGGAGCACCUUCAUACCUUCAGAGCUGUGUUCAAAGAGCCGGUUUUCCCAGCAUUCAGUAUCCAUUCCAGCACAGCAGAGUCUUGGAUCACACUGCAAAGUGGGAUGUGA
Xyrichtys novacula (pearly razorfish) is the source of this 5968-nucleotide messenger RNA. Lineage: Eukaryota; Metazoa; Chordata; Actinopteri; Labriformes; Labridae. The record is from the annotation of a GenBank genome assembly.